Vitis vinifera (wine grape) is the source of this 564-nucleotide messenger RNA. RefSeq lists its product as uncharacterized. The coding region runs from base 84 to 539 and encodes 151 amino acids. The record is from RefSeq and is a predicted model, not a curated record. Lineage: Eukaryota; Viridiplantae; Streptophyta; Magnoliopsida; Vitales; Vitaceae. The transcript has 4 exons.
AUUCUUCAAAUCCUUCUGUUGUUGGUUCAUCCUCUAGCAAAAAAAGGACACGUGGCCUAACACGUAACUUAGAUUUACUUAGUAUGAAACCCGGGGAAAAAAAAACUACACGAUUCAAUACCAGAGGACAAGUUGUUUAUGAUGGAAAAGGGGAAAGAUUGUCAAGCUAUAUGGGAACAUUGGUGCGAUCUCAACACAAUGUACCCAUCCAAGUUCAAGAUUGGAAUCAUGUUAGUGAAGAUGUGAAGGAAAAGAUUUGGGCCUUAGUAUUGGAAAAAUAUGAACUAGAAGAAACAUGUAAGAGCUACAUUCUUCAAUGUUGUGGAAAUUUGUUUAGAAGCUAUAGAAAUAAAAUGAAGGCCAAGUAUUAUAACCCUUAUAAUACAGAUGAGGAGAGAUUGUGCCAUCGACCUCCACACUUAUCGGAUGAUGAUUGGAGGUGGCUCAUCCACUUUUGGGGUACACUUGAGGCCAAGGAUAUCUCAGAAAAAAACAAGGCAAAUAGGGCAAAACAAGUGAUAAAGCAUACAUCGGGAUAAAAAAGUUAUGUUCAAAUUCGAUAUG